AUGACGACCAAAGAAAUUUUCUUCUUCCUCUACUUACUCUUAACUCCAAAAGCAACACUGCAUGCUUUACUGCCACCCUUCACUCUAGGGCAAAGAGUGGGUUGUUCCUACCUCCUGUUCUACUUUUGGCUCCAGGAGACACCAAAGAGUGGUUCAAGUACCACCUGCCCCAGAAGAUGCAACUGUGACUCUGCACAGACAGUGCAGUGCUACAGAAUUAUAGAGAUACCUACAGAGAUGCCUUUCACCACCAAGAGGCUGUACAUUAGCCACAGCAAGAUCAAACAACUCCAGGUCUCUGACUUUGGCAGAAUAUCUGGCCUUGAAGAGCUUAUCCUGUCUUGCAGUGGAACAGAAUCAAUAGAAAAUAACACCUUCAAGGCUCUGAGCACCUUGCAAACCCUGGAACUCUGCAAGAACAAGCUAAGGCGUAUACCCACUUUCCUCCCAUCCAGCCUUGAAGUAUUAAAACUUGGUGAUAAUUCAAUAAAUGCUAUACAUGGGUCUGAUUUGGAAGGUUUAAAGAAACUCAGGGUGCUUGAUAUUCAAAACAACUUGAUUUUAGCACUCUCUUUCAGCACGCUUUCCUCCCUUUGCAGCUUACAAAGUCUGAUUUUGGAUGGUAACAAUAUGGAAUCUGUGUCUGGCCCACUUAAACUUCCCAAGCUGAAGUAUCUGAGUAUGGCUAAUAACAAACUGCACUCUUUCUUAGGCCACUUCUUUGAACCUCUGCAAGAUUUACAGUUUCUGAGCUUUAGCGGAAACCAUCUGGAAAAGGUCCCACCUGACCUGCCCAAGUCCUUGCUUUCAUUAAAACUAGAGAGAAACAGACUCAAAACAGUAAGAUUUCGAGACAUGCAGCAUCUAGAAAACCUAUCUGAGCUUUUUCUUUCUGAAAAUCAGCUUUCGUCAAUAGAUGGUGCUCACCUUCUUCCUAACUUAAUCGCACUGGAACUGUCCAGGAACCAGCUCCAAGCUAUGCCACUCAGGCUUCCAGCCAGACUACAGAAACUUGACUGCAGCAAUAACCUGAUUAGGCAAGUCACAGCACAGGACUUCCAGGGUCUACGAAACCUCAGGCAUCUGUUUCUUGAUAACAACGCUGUUAGUCUGUUUGAGGCUGGAGCUCUUCAGAGGUGUGCACAGCUCUCUAACCUGGCACUGGAACAAAACCUGCUUAUUUCUAUUCCACUAAGACUUCCAGAUACUCUAGCCAGAUUGGAUCUGAAAGGAAAUGACAUACAGGAUGUUGGAGAACAAGAGCUGAAGGACUUGAAACAACUUCAGGUUUUAAAUCUACGUAACAACAAGAUAUCUUCCUUGGAUCGCAAAGUCUUGGAGUAUUUGCCUCGUCUCAGGCACCUGUAUCUAGAUGGAAACCCUUGGAAUUGCACCUGUGACCUGCUCAGAACCAGAAAGGUGCUGAUGGCCAAAAGGACAGAUGUCAAGGGAGGACAAUGUGUAGCUCCAAUAGGAAGUCAAGGAGAAAGCUGGAUGUCUUCCCAAAAGAUUCUGCAGCAAUGUGAAGAUGACUUUUCUUCAGCUGAAAGAAUCAAAGAGGCAAGAAAGGAAAUGAAAACCGAUGAUUUUCCCAGUGUUGGAAUAAAUGUGGAUGAUGAUUAUUAUGAUUAUGAAAUAGAUUAA
Messenger RNA from Alligator sinensis (Chinese alligator), 1644 nucleotides. Its product is annotated as nephrocan-like. Gene Ontology annotation, molecular function: protein binding. Bases 1 to 1644 code for a protein of 547 amino acids. Lineage: Eukaryota; Metazoa; Chordata; Crocodylia; Alligatoridae. Gene Ontology annotation, cellular component: plasma membrane. The transcript has 5 exons. The record is from RefSeq and is a predicted model, not a curated record.